Arachis stenosperma is the source of this 768-nucleotide messenger RNA. RefSeq lists its product as uncharacterized. The transcript has 3 exons. The record is from RefSeq and is a predicted model, not a curated record. NCBI's taxonomy places the organism in Eukaryota, Viridiplantae, Streptophyta, Magnoliopsida, Fabales, Fabaceae. Bases 1 to 768 code for a protein of 255 amino acids.
AUGAACAAUAAUAAUAAUGGAGGAAAUGGUGGUAAUGCAUCUCAAGGUUCGAUGACUUUGGCCACCUUCUUAAAGGUUAAUCUACCAAAGUUCAAGGGAACCACCAAUCCAACUGAAGCCGAUUCCUGGUUUCAGGCCAUGGAGCGAGCACUACAAGCAUGGUUGGGAGCCCGACGUUUCCUGCAGCAGGGUGAUGACCCUAUCACCUGGGAUGCCUUCCAGGUAGAAUUCUAUAAGAAGUACUUUCCGAAUUCCACCCGGACGGCAAAGGAACUUGAGUUACUGCAGCUGAAGCAGGGUGCCAUGUCUUGGAAGUGCAUCAAGUAUGAAGGAGGGUUUCGGAGCGACAUCUUCGGUUCAGUAGGGCCUAUGGAGAUCAGGACUUUCUCUGAGUUGCUGAAUAAGAGCAGGGUUGCUGAAGAGUGUGUGAAAAAGGCAGCUGUAGAGAAAGGAAGCCAUAGGGGAGCAUUCCCACAGAACCAAGGGAAGAGCUUUACUCCUAGAGGUCCGCCUUUCAAGCGGGGAGGCUUUGUACCACCACGGACUCAGGGUCAGAAUAACUUCAGAAGGCCUAAUAACAAUAAUGUCCUGGGAAGAAGAUUUGGGAAGCAGCCUCUGAAUGAGCAAGCUUGUGUUAGAUGUGGGAGUUACCAUCCUGGCGUUCUGUGUAAGGCCGGUUGGGGCUUAUGCUACUCAUGUGGUAAGCCAGGGCAUAAAGCCUCCAACAGUUCAGAGAAGCAGAGACAGGAUGCUGGGAGAGCACAGUAG